Messenger RNA from Colletotrichum truncatum, 1647 nucleotides. RefSeq names its product lactose permease. Gene Ontology annotation, biological process: transmembrane transport; carbohydrate transport. The record is from RefSeq and is a predicted model, not a curated record. Gene Ontology annotation, molecular function: carbohydrate:proton symporter activity. Gene Ontology annotation, cellular component: membrane. Lineage: Eukaryota; Fungi; Ascomycota; Sordariomycetes; Glomerellales; Glomerellaceae.
AUGGCUGAACCUACUAAAGUGACCCCAACGGGCACCGAUGAGAAAACUCACAACAGUAGCAUUGAUGCUAAAGAGAAUGCGCCCCCUGUUGAAGUCGCGGCGGUCAUAGCUCAUGAGAUCGCACAUGAGGUGGAUGACAGCAAAUACUCGCCUUGGACCAAGUCUAUGUUUACUCUCUACGGUGUUUUGUUCGUUGCAUACUGCUGCGGCGCUCUGAAUGGCUAUGACGGUUCAUUGAUGGGUGGCCUUAAUGGAAUGACUUCGUAUCAACGCACGUUCAACAUGAAAACCUCUGGUUCAAGCACCGGUAUUGUCUUCAUGAUGUACAACGUCGGCUCUGUUGCAGCAAUUUUCUUUACUGGACCGGUCAAUGAUCUUUUUGGGCGUCGUUGGGGCAUGUUCACGGGUGCGGCGUUAAUUAUCGUCGGUACUGCAGUACAGGCAACAAGCCAAGAUGUUCCCCAUUUCCUCGGAGGUCGUUUCAUCUUAGGCUUUGGCGUUUCCUUUUGCUGUGUUUCUGCACCUACUUAUGUCAGCGAACUGGCUCAUCCUAAGUGGAGAGGUACUCUUACCGGUCUUUACAACUGCAUGUGGCCUGUGGGUUCCAUUAUCGCUGGUUGGACAGUUUAUGGCUCGUCUUUUAUUCCAGGCGAUGAUGGUUGGAGAAUUCCAGUCUGGAUUCAGAUGGUCACUAGCGGAAUUGUGCUUAUUUUUGUGUUCUUCCUCCCUGAAAGUCCCCGCUGGCUUGUUGCCAACGACAGGCACGAGGAAGCAGCCAGAGUUCUUACAAGACUUCACGGCGAGAAAGACCCUGAUCACCCCAUCGUCCAGCUGCAAAUGAAGGAAAUGAUGGCCCAGAUCUCCAUCGAGGCUAGUGACAAGAAGUGGUGGGACUACCGCGAUCUAUGGAACACUAGGUCCGCACGCAGAAGAUUGAUUUGUGUUCUUGGCAUGGCUAUCAUGGGACAGGCUUCUGGAAACUCACUCUCCAGCUACUACCUCGUCACUAUGAUGAAUACUGCUGGCAUUGUUCAAGAGCAGAAAGUCUUGGCUCUCAACGCAGUCAAUAACGUUCUUGGUCUCAUUGGAAGUGUCAUUGGUGCUCGUUUGACAGAUCGCGUCGGCCGUCGCCCCCUGCUUAUCUACAGCAUCCUCUUCUGUAGCAUGACGUUCGCUGUCAUGACAGGUACCUCAAAAAUGGCCGUGGACAAUCCAUCCAACACAAACGCGGCCAACACAACUAUCGCCUUUGUCUACCUCUUUGGCGUUGUUUUCUCUUUGGGAUGGACAGCUCAACAAAGCAUGUACAUCGCGGAGACCUUGACCACUACGACCCGCGCCAAAGGAACCGCCGUUGGCAAUUUUGCUUCGUCCGCUAUUUCUCUAGUUCUGGCCUACAGUUCAGGUCCCGCAUUCGAGAAGAUUGGAUAUUACUUCUAUUUGGUCUUCGUAUUCUGGGAUAUUCUGGAGGCAAUCUUCAUCUUCUUUUUCUUCCCAGAGACUAAGCAUCGCACACUCGAGGAGUUGGAGGAGGUCUUUACUGCUCAUAACCCCGUGAAAAAGAGUUUGGAGCCCCGCAAUGCUGCGACUGUGCUCGAGACUAUGAAGGUUCCCAACGAGAAAUUUAUGGAUGUGGAGCAUGUGUGA